AUGGCAAGCCUCUUUACUACCGUGGUGUUUAUCGCCGCCGUUCGGGCCUUGGCUCUCGAUGGGAGACUACCCCAGCAAACCAAGGCUCUCGAACCGAAUCCAACCUUCAGCCUGCCCGAGGUCACGGAGCCGCCGAGUCUCAAGGGGCUUGUCAAGAGACAGAACGGACAGACGGUUCUGAUAGGACCAGAUAACACGUGCGGUUUCGUCAGCGGCCGACCUGGGGCUGCAUUUACUUGCAAUGGUAGGAGCGCAACCUGCGCCCUUGUUACAACAUCGACGUACGGCAGAGUCGCUUGCUGUAACGGCGGUAGUUGCGGAAUUCGCGCUACGUGUAUCGACUAUAGAGACUAUGUGCUGUCGAGCGCGUGCGACAACGGAUGUGCUGCGGACACUUACACUGUCAAGUGUACCAACAUCGCGACCCCCUAUUGCGGCACGGUCACCUUCUUCAGUGGCAUCAUCGACUACUACUGCGACACGUCAAGCUAUUCGACGCCGCAGCAGAUUUAUACAACUUGGAGUGGCGAGAACGACGGCCGAAUGUUUACCCCCGUUGUCGUUAAUCUAGACGAGUCGAUCACGACCCUUACGACCCCAUUGCCCGGUGGUGGCAGCAACAGCGAUGGAGAAAGCUCGUCGAGCACCGCUCCUCCAGUCCCAACGCUACCUGGGGACAACUCCGGAAGCUCUGGCUCCUCGGGUUCAUCCACGAAUAUUGGUGCAAUUGUCGGUGGUGUUGUGGGAGGAGUUGCCGGGCUCGCCUUGAUCGGGCUGGGCAUCUUUUUCCUAGUGCGUUACUCGAAGAAAAAGGAUAACGCCCCGCCGCAACAGCUUGCUCUCCCGAUGGCGCAAGCACCUGGACCCGACGUCCCCCCAGGGCCUGGUGGUUUCCAGCAGUCCUACAAUCCACACUACAGCCAGCCAUAUCCGCCGUCCUACCCACCGCAGCCGUCAUACUACACCGACCCGACCAAGCCCGGCGGCCUCGCUGCCGCGCCCGCCCAGCUACCGGAUAGGAACGGCUCCACGAGCCCCCUCUCCCAGCACACGGACAAUCGACAGAGCGCGCAACCGACGAGCCCAACCUCGACCAUCAACUCCGGCUGGCAGCAGCAUCCGCCACAAGCCGCCCCCUACUCGGGCCAGCCCUCUCCCAACAUUCCACCGACGGUACAUGAGGCUGGCGGCAACGCCGUUGGUGUGCGCGACUACAACGCGAACCAUCACGGCCAGCUCCACGAGCUGAGCUAA
Messenger RNA from Durotheca rogersii, 1254 nucleotides. RefSeq lists its product as uncharacterized. The transcript has 3 exons. The record is from RefSeq and is a predicted model, not a curated record. Lineage: Eukaryota; Fungi; Ascomycota; Sordariomycetes; Xylariales; Xylariaceae. Bases 1 to 1254 code for a protein of 417 amino acids.